This is a messenger RNA of Rhipicephalus sanguineus (brown dog tick), 716 nucleotides long. RefSeq names its product transcription and mRNA export factor ENY2. Gene Ontology annotation, biological process: regulation of transcription by RNA polymerase II; poly(A)+ mRNA export from nucleus; positive regulation of DNA-templated transcription. The coding region runs from base 206 to 553 and encodes 115 amino acids. The transcript is spliced from 5 exons. The record is from RefSeq and is a predicted model, not a curated record. Gene Ontology annotation, molecular function: transcription coactivator activity; chromatin binding. Gene Ontology annotation, cellular component: nuclear pore; SAGA complex; DUBm complex. Lineage: Eukaryota; Metazoa; Arthropoda; Arachnida; Ixodida; Ixodidae.
CACAAUAAAUUUCAACAUGUCCGCAGCUGCGCUGUGUCCGUUCCUGCUGUAGGAUAGCGUCGUGCUCGCCGUCCAGUGGUACGUCACAGCAGGCUGCUACACGAAGAAAGGGUCUAGCAGCGAUCAAGCACGCUACUCGCAACUACACAAAUCGCCCAAGGCGACAGGUUUCAGCCUUUGAUUGUGCUAACAGUACGCGCGCAGUAUGGUAUUCGGCAUUGCACAAGUGCAGCCCACAAUUCUUGGGCCUAUUGAGCGCCAACAAAGAGUGUAUCAAAUGAAAGCCAGCAUAAACCAAAGGCUCAUCGAAAGUGGAGAGCGAGAUCGAUUAAAGGAGUUGCUAAGGACAAGGCUAAUAGAAUGUGGGUGGAAGGACCAGCUGAAAGCAUACUGCAAAGAAAUCAUCCGAGAAAAGGGCGUAGAAAACGUCUCUGUCGAUGACCUUAUCGCAGCAGUUACCCCUAGGGGAAGAGCCACUGUGCCAGACAUCAUCAAGCGUGAACUCCUUCACCAGAUCAAGAACUUCCUGAUGGAUCAGCAAGCAGGCAGUUGACUUUGCAGCUGAAGACUGCACUUAUAAAGAUGUGCUUGAUUGCGCAACUUGUGACUUAUGCCCAACCACGUCAAAGCGCACGAUUGCACUUCAUGCGCAGCUUUUAUUGCAGGAAUGAUGGAGAGGACCUGAUUAAUGCAUACCCAAUGCUGUAUAAUAAAAC